Messenger RNA from Arabis nemorensis, 1611 nucleotides. The record is from the annotation of a GenBank genome assembly. Lineage: Eukaryota; Viridiplantae; Streptophyta; Magnoliopsida; Brassicales; Brassicaceae.
AUGCCAAUAAUAAAGGUAUUGUCGUCUCUUGACGCAGCUCGAAUACAAUGGUACCAUUUCAAAGCAAUCAUAGUCGCAGGAAUGGGUUUAUUCACCGACGCGUACGAUCUUUUCUGCAUCGCACCGGUCAUGAAAAUGAUUAGCCAUGUUUAUUACCAUGGUGACUCCAUCGAAACAGCUGUUCUCUCUACUUCUUAUGCCAUAGCUUUGCUCGGUACAGCCACCGGUCAACUCGUUUUCGGUUACCUCGGUGACCGAGUCGGUCGUCGCCGAGUUUACGGUCUUUGCCUUAUCAUCAUGAUUCUAAGCUCCUUCGGUUGUGGCUUCUCUGUUUGCACCACGAGUCGGUCUUGUGUUAUGGUUAGUCUCGGUUUUUUCCGGUUUAUUCUUGGUUUGGGUAUUGGUGGUGAUUACCCGCUCUCGGCUACGAUUAUGUCGGAGUUUGCGAAUAAAAGGACACGUGGCGCGUUUAUUGCUGCGGUUUUCUCGAUGCAAGGGUUGGGGAUUCUGGCUAGCUCCGCUGUGACGAUGGCUGUUUGUGUGGCGUUUAAACGCGGUGGUGGGGGUUUGGAGGCGGAGGGAAAAGCUCCGGUGGAAGCUGACGUGGCGUGGAGGUUAAUACUGAUGAUCGGUGCUCUUCCAGCUGCGUUGACGUUUUAUUGGCGUAUGUUGAUGCCUGAAACCGCAAGAUACACAGCACUUGUGGAAAACAAUAUCGUCCAAGCAGCAAAAGACAUGCAAAGAGUCAUGUCAAUAUCUGAUAUCUCCGACGAAACAACGACAGAGCCACCACCUCCACCUCCGCCGCCUUCUUACAAACUCUUCUCCCGCCGCUUUCUCCGCCUCCACGGCCGUGACCUCUUCGCCGCCUCGGUUAAUUGGUUUCUAGUAGACGUUGUCUUCUACACAAGCAACCUCCUCCUCUCCGAAAUCUUCAGUCACUACUCGGACAAACCAUCUUCCUCGACACCCGAAAACGUUUACGACGCAGCCUUCGACGUGGCGGAAUUAGGAGCCAUCAUUGCAGCUUGUUCCACUAUUCCCGGUUACUGGUUCACAGUUUACUUCAUCGACAAGAUAGGUCGUGUAAAAAUCCAGAUUAUGGGGUUUUUCUUCAUGGCCGUUGUUUAUUUGGUCGCUGGUAUUCCGUACAAUCACUAUUGGUCAAAACAUGAACCGAGUAAUAAAGGCUUUAUGGUUCUCUACGGUUUGAUUUUCUUCUUUUGCAACUUUGGUCCCAACACUACAACUUUUAUUAUCCCAGCAGAGCUAUUUCCGGCUAGGUUUAGGUCUACCUGCCACGGGAUAUCCGGCGCCGCGGGUAAGCUUGGGGCUAUAGUAGGAACUGCUGGAUUCCUGUGGGCUACGAUGAAGGUGAACGAUGGAAACCAGGUUUAUUCUCAAGUGAACCGUAUGAGAGUUUGUUUCUUGAUUCUUGGAGGUGUUUGCAUCGCCGGAAUCUUUGUGACGUAUUUCUUCACCAAGGAAACUAUGGGAAGAUCGCUAGAGGAGAACGAGCAUGAACAAGAUGAUAAUGAUGAUGAGAGUGAAGACGAGCCACAAUUUGUUCACGGGCAAUCCUCGGCGAGCACUUUGCUUCAGACACGGUGA